Molecule: messenger RNA, 731 nt
Organism: Aethina tumida (small hive beetle)
Lineage: Eukaryota; Metazoa; Arthropoda; Insecta; Coleoptera; Nitidulidae
Product: enhancer of split mbeta protein
Exons: 1
Coding region: 48-593 (181 amino acids)
Biological process (GO): regulation of transcription by RNA polymerase II; regulation of neurogenesis; anterior/posterior pattern specification
Cellular component (GO): nucleus
Molecular function (GO): protein dimerization activity; RNA polymerase II cis-regulatory region sequence-specific DNA binding; DNA-binding transcription factor activity, RNA polymerase II-specific
Source: RefSeq, a predicted model, not a curated record
UCUUGCUCACUGCACAUCUAUUAAACAGUGCUAUAAAAACCGACAACAUGAACUAUGAAAGUUAUCAGUGCCAGCCCGUGAUGUCUAGGACUGACCAGUACAGGAAAGUCAUGAAGCCACUGCUGGAGCGCAAAAGACGCGCCAGGAUUAACCGUUGCCUGGACGAGCUCAAGGACUUGAUGGUUUCCGCAUUGGAAACGGAAGGCGAGAACGUACAGAAAUUGGAAAAGGCGGACAUCCUCGAACUAACCGUGCGUCACUUACACAAACUCCGCGGCCAACGGGACGUCAGCCAGCAAAGUGACAAGUUCAAAAUGGGAUACACACAGUGUGCUAAGGAAGUGUCCCGAUGUUUGUCCGCAAUUCCCGGCGUCGAUGUUCAUUUGGGAACGCAACUGAUGUCACAUCUCGGCUACAAGCUCAAGCAAAUGGACACAACACCCCUGACAGUGACAGUGCCUACUCCUCCACAUUCUCCGAUGGAGACCGGUCAUUAUCCUAUGCCUCUGACACCCGGUUCAUCCAGAGCUUCCUCCAAUGGAUCACCUGGACCUAUUGACGUUGUCAGCACCGAUGUUUGGAGGCCUUGGUAGACGGAGAAAUGAUAAUUUCACUUUGCUUUAAUCGAAAGCUUUAAUUACUGUUAGGGAUGUGAUAUUAUUGUGAUCCAUUAUUUUGUCUGUGAUAUUAACAAUAUAUUUUAUGCAUUUUAAUAAAAAUGUUUACAUGAA